AGCGCUCAUUUCAGCAAUAAUCUAGUGCAUCAUUAAUUUGCCAACUCAUCAAAUCGAUGGGAUUUCAAGAUGAUAUUUUUUAAAAUACUUUUGUUCUUGGUUUUAUUCGCUUUGGUUUUAGAGGAGUGCAAUGCUGGGUCAGUAAUUAAAAAGAGAGUUAAAAUCUCAAAUUCUCAAGGCUCACUGAGAGUGAUUUUCAAGCAAAAAGCUCCAAGACGGGGUCAGAUUAUUAGAUGUUGUGGCCGUAACAAGUGCUCAUUGGAAAAUCUUUCGCCUGGGAAGCAGAAAACUUCCAACAAGACUGCAGGCACUGACGGAUUGCUGGAUAGAGCAUCAGUAUCUCUAACAAAUGAAAACGUGCAAACCAAGGCAAAUAAUAUUGAAACUGGGCCAAGCGAAACUGUAACUUUAGACGGAGCAGCAGAAACCACUACAAAUGCAGCAAGCCCUGAAAGCGAAACGGGCUCCACCAAUAUUCCUGAUGGACCCACCUCUCAAAUUUCUGAUACUCCAGCAAGUGUUGAGCCGUUGACAACGAUUGCUUUUGGAAAUUCUCCAAUUCCUACUCUAAACGAUUUACAAACUGGAUCAACUAUUUCGCAAACAAUUACAAGUGACUUACAAAUCACAGAAUCGCCUUCUGCACUGACCACUCUAUUCCAACAAGUUGCCUUACAAACCUCCACUACAGCAAAGCCUGUAACACCUUCAGCUUCUUCUGGCACUCAAGCUACUUCUGGUGGUGCAACUAAUAAUGUGCCAACAAUCGCUGGUUCAACAAGUAGUAUGCAAGCUACUGGAACUACUGCUGCUGCCGCAACUACCUCUAAAGGUCCAACCAAUGCUGUAACCACAAUCUCUGGUUCUACAACUACAAUACAAACUACUGCAACUCCUUCUUCCUCAACUACCGUAAAAGCUUUGUGUUUAAAAUCCUCGUGUGCCACGUAUGAAGCAGCAAAAUUGGCGUUUCAAAGCGCUUCUAAAGGCGAUUCAACAAAAAAAUACUGGACUUCUGGUUCUAACGAGGGAACUGGUUGCGAGAUUGAUCGAAAGUACAAUUGGUGUUCCAUGAAUGGGUCCAGUUUUACUGGACAAAUUAUGAACACUUCACUCUGGUCCGCUCCUUCUGCUACAGAUGCCACACUUGAAAGAUGCAUUUCAUACGUUUUUGAUAGCCAGAAAAUUGGAAUGGCGCACACAGCGUGCACAGAAAAGCUUUUGUAUAUUUGUGAGCCAACUUGUGCAAUGCCCGAAACUACUUGCACGCCAAAUGCUUCUUUGUUUGAUGUGGAUGGAAAACUGAAAGACCCUAAUCAAUAUGGAUUUUGGUCGGAAGCGUGUGGAGAAAUGAUCCUAUUUGGAAACCGUCCACUGACGUGGGAAAAUAAUACGCAAAUGUGUUGCAAUCUUGGGAUGCAGUCAUUUUACAUCAAUUCCAAAAUUGACCAACUAUGCAUUUCAAAUCUGACAAAAUUCAAAACAUGGAAAUACAAUUUUAAUUAUUGGCUUGGUGGUACGAAGCAGGGUUGUCGGCAGCAGUGGGCUUGGGGUGGUUCAAUUACCGCAGGAAUACCAUCGGACCUAAUUUGGGAAAAGGGGCAGCCAGACAAUAAGGGAGGCAAGGAGGAGUGCCUUCACUUUAAGGUUAAAAACAACACCGAAGGGGCUGUCGUCACUGACAGGAACUGCACAGACAAGUACAUCAUGGCGUGCAGGGGAAAGCCUGCGUUAGGAUCCUUGUGCCAGAAAGCGACCUGCCUUGCAGGGGACUGUAUUAGAAACGAUUCCCUGUUUGCAUUUAAUGAAAAGGGAAUUGAGUACUUGGUUGGUGGGUAUAUAUUGAAUUCAAAAUGA
Neocloeon triangulifer is the source of this 1857-nucleotide messenger RNA. RefSeq lists its product as uncharacterized. Lineage: Eukaryota; Metazoa; Arthropoda; Insecta; Ephemeroptera; Baetidae. The transcript has 15 exons. The record is from RefSeq and is a predicted model, not a curated record. The coding region runs from base 70 to 1857 and encodes 595 amino acids.